This is a messenger RNA of Ictalurus punctatus (channel catfish), 1249 nucleotides long. RefSeq names its product family with sequence similarity 50 member A (gene fam50a). The coding region runs from base 144 to 1115 and encodes 323 amino acids. The record is from RefSeq and is a predicted model, not a curated record. Gene Ontology annotation, cellular component: nucleus. Gene Ontology annotation, biological process: chromatin organization. Lineage: Eukaryota; Metazoa; Chordata; Actinopteri; Siluriformes; Ictaluridae. The transcript is spliced from 13 exons.
CCAAUAAAUAGUACAAGAAGAAGAAUCAGAACGAAAACGCGUCUUCAGUUCCAGCGAGGUUGUUUGUCGAACGCGUACAUUUAUUUAUUUACACGGAAUUUGACAGUUCGCAAUUUACAGUUAAAAGAAACAUUCAAGUCACAAUGGCGCAGUACAAAGGAGCGGCUAGCGAGGCUGGAAGAGCCAUGCAGUUGAUGAAAAAACGUGAAAGAGAGAGAGAGCAGCUGGAGCAGUUAAAACAAAAAAUAGCAGAGGACAACAUUGUGAAAUCAAACAUUGAUAAAAAGUUCUCUGCUCACUAUGAUGCUGUUGAGCAAGAGCUUAAGUCAAGCACUGUGGGUCUGGUGACUUUGAAUGACAUGAAAGCAAAGCAAGAAGCCCUUGUAAAAGAGCGUGAAAAGCAGCUGGCUAAGAAGGAGCAGUCUAAAGAGCUUCAGCUAAAAUUAGAGAAGCAGAAAGAGAAAAAGAGAAAAGAGGAACAGAAAAGAAAAAUCGCCCGUUUGUCUUUCAAUCCAGAUGAUGUAGAGGAUGAAGACGACAACCCGGUUGAGAAAAAAAAGCUGGGGAAGAAUCCUGAUGUCGACACCAGCUUUCUUCCAGACCGGGAAAGAGAGGAGGAGGAAAAUCGCCUGAGGGAGGAGCUUAGACAGGAAUGGGAGCGGAAGCAGGAGAAAAUCAAGAGUGAAGAAAUUGAAAUCACUUUCAGUUACUGGGAUGGAUCUGGACACCGGAAAACAGUCAAGAUGAAGAAGGGCAAUUCUAUUCAGCAGUUUCUCCAAAGAGCCCUGGAGGUUCUGAGAAAAGACUUCAGCGAGUUAAGGUCUGCUGGAGUGGAGCAACUCAUGUACAUUAAGGAGGAUUUGAUCAUCCCUCAUCACCACAGCUUCUAUGACUUCAUUGUGACAAAAGCUAGAGGCAAAAGUGGACCACUUUUCAGUUUUGAUGUUCAUGACGAUAUCCGAUUGGUAAAUGAUGCUACAGUUGAGAAAGAUGAGUCUCAUGCAGGAAAAGUGGUUCUGAGGAGCUGGUAUGAAAAAAACAAACACAUAUUUCCUGCCAGCCGCUGGGAACCUUAUGAUCCUGAAAAGAAAUGGGACAAAUACACGAUCCGAUGAGGUGGUGCUUCUAGGAAAUGCACACAUUCUGAUAAUUCCACAUUCUGUGAAUUCUGUUUUCUUGCACAUAAAUAUGACCUAAAACAUUAUAAUAAAAAAAAUAAAAGUAGAUAAAGAGAACCCAGUUAAACAAA